GGCAGCAUUUUGAUAGGUCCUUGGAAUGCCAAAUUGUAGGUUAGGGUUUUUUAUAGGUUAUGAAAUUAUAUACAAAAAAUAGGUAGUUCACCACGCAUUUAUUCCUCAAAAGUAAUACUAAGUUUAUUUUUAUAUACAAAACUCAUAUUAAUAAACAUGCCUGAUAACAAUAUUAGAACUAUUUUACUUUUAACACUAUUUUUAUUGUGUAUAAAAUGUAUAAAUACAUGGAGCUACAAUCCCCUGUGUUUGGUAACGGAAUGUUGUAACAAUGAUUAUAUUAUAGAUGAUGUUAAUAGUUUGCGAUCAACCCUCAGGUCAAGAGUAUUUGGUCAACAUUUAGUUGAAACUGCAGUUCAUGCUAUAUGGAGUCAUCUACAUUAUCAUUCUCAGAAACCCUUAACAUUAAGUUUUCAUGGUUGGGCAGGAGGUGGUAAAAAUUAUGUAGCAACAUUUAUAGCUGAAAGUCUUUAUAAGAAGGGUUUACAAAGUAAAUAUGUACACAAUUUUAUUGGGAGGAUACAUUUUCCAGAAGUAGCACAUUCAAGACAAUAUAGAGAGAAUUUAUAUCUUUGGUUAAAAGGAAACCUAACGGAGUGUCCUAGACAACUGUUCAUUUUCGAUGAAGUGCAUCUGAUGCCACAAACAGUACUAAAUGCCCUCAAACCUUUGAUUGACUAUAGGGCCAUGGUGGAUAAAGUACCCUACACUGAAGCCAUAUUCAUUUUUUUAUCAAAUACUGGAGCUACAGUCAUUAAUGAACGUUAUCAUGAAUUAUGGUCUGCCGGAAAACAAAGGGAAGAAAUGAAACUUUCUGAUUUUGAAUCAUUGAUUUCUAGAGGGGCAUUUAAUGAGAAAGGUGGAUUUCAAUUUUCGGAUGCGAUAAAAGCCAACUUAAUAGAUCAUUACAUACCUUUCUUACCUAUGCAAGAAAACCAUAUAAUACAAUGUAUUAAAGAUCAAUUUACACAAAGAGGUGUGCCAUCACCAAAACAAGAACAUAUUAAGGAAGUCUUGGAGUUUGUCGAAUGGGGCCCAGAUGACAUUAAAUUAUAUUCAAAAACAGGAUGCAAGAGAAUUAGUUCUAAAGUUGCAGUGAUAGUAGCAAAACACUAUCCAAUGAGGCAAAAGAGGGAACUGUAGUUACCUGUUUCUAAGAAGAUACUAAUGAAAAUAAACUGUUAAAACAAAGUGCACAAUUGUAGGAUUUUAUGGUUUGACAUACAAAUUAUUUUUUUAACAUUCUAAUAGGAUAUACAACCAUGCAAGAACUAUUGUAAUUGCAGUUUUUUAAAAAAAUAUGACAUAUGAUAUGAGCCAAGAGCUAAACACAGUUUUCCUAUUUUUUUAUAUUUUUUUACAAGCGUAUAGAGGGUAUAUAAAAAAUUAGGAAGAUUUUAUGCUACAAUGAACUACACUAUUGUUAAAUUAUAUUGUAACAAAGAUAAUUUCUAAUUGUUUAAUAUCCUAAUUAAAAAAUGUUAUUUCAUAUAAAUAUAUUUUGAAGAUAUUGUGAUAUCCAAAUAACAAUUCCAUGUCAUCACCCUUAUAAAAUAGGAACAAAUGAAACUCUUUAAUAGUUAAAUUUUGAGCUAAUAGUUUUUAAGUUUUAAAAUAAAAACUGCUUUAUUGUAUUGUAAAUGAAAACAAAAUUCCACAUUAAAAUUUAUUAUAAUAACGAUGAACUAUUGCCAAAAAGUAAGAAACCUCCCCUAAUAUUGGCCAAAAUUGUUAAAAUUCGACAUAAUAUAUGAAUUAUUUCAUUAUAUAAUACUCAAAUUUCAUUCACAUGUUACUUGUAGGUCGUUUAACAAGGGCUUGAUUCAAACCCUUGUCAAACCACCUCCAGGUACAUGUAAAUAUUAAAAAAUAUAUAUAUCACUGAAAUGAAAAAUGGCAUAUUAACAAUAAAAAAUAGGAGUGCUAUUUGAAAAAUUAAUAUUAGGGGUUGUUUGACAAGGGAUUGAUUUUCAUCUCAUAAACACCUUUUUUUAUUUUUAUCUUAGUCAAUAACUCUGAUAUUAUAUGGCCAUAAACCUAUGGGUCAUUCAGUAUAUUGAAAAACUAUUGAUUAAAUAAUAUCUAAACAUAGGCGGGACUAUCUGAAUAAACUAAAUUCUAAUAAUAAAGUAGAUGUUGGUGACAUUUUAGCUAUUUAACUUAUUUGGUAAUGGCAUAAUUUUUCCCAGAGGUAGGUGCAUUUUUGGGUCCAAUUUUAAUUAUGUAUUUAUAUUAUUAAUUUAUUAGGAAAUUUGACAAAUUAUUCAGAAUUAUAUAUAUUUUUAAUCACUUAAAAUUUUAGAAAUAAAACUGGUGCUCUCCUAAGUAAUCUAGUCCUUAAAAAAGUAAUUUAAUUUCCAUCGUCAGAUUUUCUAAACCCAUUAUCUAAUGACUAAUAAAAAUAGUGUUGUUCACAAAUACGCAGCUUUAAGGUAUAUUAUUUAAUUAUUCUGUGAUAUCCCUAAAUUGGCUGAAGAACAACACUAUGAUCAAUUUACAUUUUAUUAUUAAGCUGUAAAGUUUUUGUUUUUAAUAUUUAUGUCAAAGAAUAAAAUGUUUAU
This is a messenger RNA of Psylliodes chrysocephalus, 2561 nucleotides long. NCBI's taxonomy places the organism in Eukaryota, Metazoa, Arthropoda, Insecta, Coleoptera, Chrysomelidae. The record is from the annotation of a GenBank genome assembly.